Molecule: messenger RNA, 729 nt
Organism: Closterium sp. NIES-65
Lineage: Eukaryota; Viridiplantae; Streptophyta; Zygnematophyceae; Desmidiales; Closteriaceae
Source: the annotation of a GenBank genome assembly
GCCCUGGGUGCUACCAAAGAGGAUUUCGCUCCUGAUGCAAGGACUUGCCUAGGAAAGCCUGUCGCGGACGCAAUAGAUUUUGAACACUCCGUCAUAGAACUCACAGGAUAUGACCGCCCUGGGCUUCUCUACGAGGUGUCAGAGGUGUUGACGAAGCUGGGAUGCAAUGUGGUGGGAGCAGAGGUCUGGACGCACAAUAACCGCGUGGCUAUCGUCGUUCACAUUACUCAAGCAGUCAACGGCGGACCUGUCACCCACCCUGCUGCGCUGGCCGAAAUGCACGACAGCUUAUGCUCGGUGAUGGAGUCAGACAGUAUUAGAAUUGAGGCUCGGCACAGCUUCUUUGUUGGGGAGGCCCAGACCGACCAGAGGCUGCAUCAGCUAAUGUUUGCUGACAGGGAUUACGAAGCCGCUGGGAUUCAUGUCUCUCCUGCUGGUGCAGCUGACGAGAAACUUCGUCCCAGUGUUUCUGUAGGAAAUCUCCCUGGGUCUCAAUAUACAAUAAUCAAGCUGAGCUGCCUGGACCGGCCGAAACUUUUGUUUGACACGGUCUGCACACUUACGGACAUGCAGUACAUCAUUCACCAUGCUACGAUAGAGUCAGAAGAUGAUGUGGCCUUUCAGGAACUUUACAUCAGAACCAUGGACGGUUCGAUGCUGGACACCGAAGCUGAGAGGGAGCGCGUGGUUAAGUGUCUUGAAGCAGCUAUUUUGCGUCGCACCCCCAAG